Carica papaya (papaya) is the source of this 1030-nucleotide messenger RNA. RefSeq names its product Ribosomal protein L2 family. Gene Ontology annotation, biological process: cytoplasmic translation. The record is from RefSeq and is a predicted model, not a curated record. Lineage: Eukaryota; Viridiplantae; Streptophyta; Magnoliopsida; Brassicales; Caricaceae. Gene Ontology annotation, molecular function: structural constituent of ribosome; RNA binding. Gene Ontology annotation, cellular component: ribosome; cytosolic large ribosomal subunit.
CCUCAUAUAAAGUCUCCUCCUUUCAUCAAUGGCCAAACCCUAAACCUUCUUUCUCUCAUUUCUCAGUUUCACGCCCGUCCAAAUGGGGCGAGUUAUUCGUGCUCAGAGGAAGGGUGCCGGCUCCGUUUUCAAGUCCCACACGCACCACCGGAAGGGACCUGCCCGCUUCCGUAGUCUGGACUUCGGCGAGCGCAAUGGUUACUUAAAAGGUGUGGUGACGGAGAUCCUGCACGAUCCUGGCCGUGGUGCCCCUCUUGCUCGCAUCACUUUUCGCCAUCCUUUCCGCUACAAGAAGCAGAAGGAGCUUUUCAUCGCCGCUGAAGGUAUGUAUACUGGCCAGUUUGUGUACUGCGGUAAGAAGGCUAACUUGAUGGUCGGAAACGUUCUUCCUCUACGAUCAAUCCCUGAAGGUGCCGUUGUCUGCAACGUCGAGCACCACGUCGGUGAUCGUGGCGUUCUCGCUAGGGCUUCUGGUGAUUACGCUAUUGUCAUCAGUCACAACCCCGAUAACGACACUACCAGGAUCAAGCUCCCAUCUGGUUCUAAGAAGAUUGUUCCAAGUGGGUGCCGAGCCAUGAUUGGUCAGGUUGCUGGUGGAGGAAGGACUGAGAAGCCUCUUCUCAAGGCUGGAAAUGCUUAUCACAAGUUCAAGGUGAAGAGGAACUGCUGGCCUAAGGUCCGUGGUGUAGCUAUGAACCCAGUUGAGCAUCCUCACGGAGGAGGUAACCACCAGCAUAUUGGUCAUGCCAGUACCGUUAGACGUGAUGCUCCUCCUGGCCAGAAGGUUGGUCUUAUUGCUGCAAGGAGAACAGGUCGUCUCAGAGGACAAGCUGCAGCUACUGCCGCAAAGUCGGACAAGGCUUAGAGAGUGGUAUUCCUUGGCUGCUUGCAUUUUUUGGUUUACGUUGGUUAGAGAUCUUUAUAAGACAAUCUGCUAAGCUGUAGAAGUUUUGUUGAAUUGCGAAGCUACACUGAAAUUGAACUAUUUUAUGAGUUGAUUUGAAAUAUAGCUACAUGUUUUGUUGGGAUA